UGCAUUCAGGGAGUUCUUAGAACCACCGACAACAUGGUGAUGCUACGAGUUGAAGAUCUGGUGACCGGCAAGAAGAGCUUGGCUAAACCCGGGGGAUGGGAGGCCGGUUCGCGGAGUGUGCAGGAGGAGUUCGGAAGUGGAGGAUACUGUUCUGCGGUGGCGAUCGAGAAACAAGAUGAUCUGAAGACCCAGACAGAGCCAUUCCCGUUCAUACCCAGCCACCAGCACCAGAAAGAGAAACUCCAGCCGGUGGCACACAGCAAAAAUAUAAAACCCCUGGAUCAGAGACUGAAGCUUGAAACCAUAGAUGAUCUUCAAUUCAUCGUAAGCUUGAAAAAGAAGCAGCAGCAAUCCAAGACCAUCGCCGCGGAGCCCCCAAAGGAGCAAGAGCCGGAAAUUAUAACCGAACCUGUAGAUGUGGAAACUUUUUGGAGGGCGGCACUGGACAACAAGCCCCAUGUGGUAGAGAAAUACCUUGCGGAUGGCGGCCAGCCGGAUGUAUGUGACCAGUUUAACAGGACUGCCCUGCACCGCGCCUGCUCAGAGGGAAAUGAAGAGAUUGUGCUGAAACUAUUGGAAGCCGGAGCCUCCACCGAGUUUCGCGAUAUGCUCGACGCAACAGCAGUCCACUGGUCCUGUCGCGGAGGCAGCCUGGAAGUUUUAAAAACUUUGUUAAAUAAAGACGCAGCUGUAAACGCGAAAGACAAGUUAUGCAGUACUCCUUUGCACGUCGCUGUCAGAACCGGACAUUAUGAAUGUGCUGAGCAUCUAAUCGCGUGUGGAGCAGAUCUGAGUGCCAGAGACAUUGAAGGGGACACGCCUAUGCAUGAUGCAGUACGACUGGGCCGUUACCGACUAAUGAAGCUCCUGAUGAUUUAUGGAGCCAAACCCACUUUAAAAAAUUGUAACGGACAGACACCACUAGAUCUUGUUCUUCAGUGGCAAACUGGCGCAAAGGAAAUACUUAACCAAUUUAUGGAAACCUCGCAGGUGUCAUCAAAAUGAAAUUUGCUGUGCCGAAGAGUAAAGCGACCCUCUUCCCUACCCCCUCCUCCACCCCCAAGGAUGCCGGGUGCAUUCUCCUGCUCUGAAUUUGCGAGAACUUCGACACAUUCACCACAUGCGUAAUAGUAGAAACGUUCAAUCAUCAAAGCUCAAUAUAACAUUGAAAUUGCUUCAGUUUAUGGCCUAUUGAAACUUAACUAAGAGAAGUGAAAAGUCAAGGCUGUUUUUUUAAAUGAAGACUCAAAUUCCUGCUGACUUUUUCAACUGUCAGUAACAAAGUUUAUUCUGAAAAUAGGAAGUUGAAGGAACAAGACUGCGGAACACUGAAGAAAUGGAAGUCGGAGUGGUUUGCGUACAGAGGAUUGAUGUUUUAGAGAUAAUGAGUGGGACAAGGUGCUUUAAGAGUUUCACUAUUCUAUAAUUAAUUAGCAAUGGCGAAACUAUGUUCUAUUACCUCCCCUCCAUAUAUAUAAGAUGGCAAUUCAGCUAUUAAAAAUAAUUUCUUAAUAGGUGGAUUUGAAAGUGGGUUCUUAGAUGGAAUUUAGGUAUGGGUGAGACAUGUAUGUGGAAAGUCAAAAAUAAGGAUACACGAAGGUUAUGAACUGGAACUUUAUGAAGUAAUGGAUUAUAUUUAUGAUGUAAAGUUUGUACAUUUGUUUUAAAUUUGUAAAUUUUGUACACUUUAAGUAUUUACUGUUAUUUAUCUGCAACUUAAGAGAAAUAAGGCUGCUUUUGCAAGUGUGAUACGAUUCCAAAGAUUUAAGUAAGAAAAAUUGUAUGUUCUAUAAUACUAGUGAUACAAUAAUGAACAAUUGGAGGCAAGUCUCCAACCUGGAUAGUGGUUCCUGAGAGCAGGAAGACUUGAAAAUCUGGGAUGUAUAUCAAUGGUCAUUUGGCAGAAUUGAACAUAACUGCAGCACAAAUGUGACCAAGACCUUUGGUCAUCAUGGGCAAGAUCGUGCAUUCAGCCAGUGCUUUUGGAUGUUUGUGGGUGGUCUGCCCACCAAUACAUGCAUGUGAUCUGAGGUGAUGUUGUAGAGUCUCAUAAUGAUUACCCUCAUGUCUUCUGCUCAAAAAGUGAUUUCUCAUAUAUUUAAAGUUAUAUUAUGACUUAUAUUAAAAUAGGUAUUGUACUAUUUUUUCCUCGGAUUUAUUCAAACAUUGAAAAUCAUAUUGUAAACAGAACAAAAAUAAAUGUAUGAUUAAGAUCUUUUCCAUCAUUUCAUGCAUGUUGGUAACUAUAUCUAUAUUCACAUCAGUUGUGAUAUUUAUGGAGAUGAAGGAUUCAAAAGCCACAGGCCAUUAAGAUGACAAUGCUACCUAGUAAGCAGGUGUGAUUAAUUCAAAUAACCAAUUAAUCAUCUGGAGCAAGGCUACAACUGUCGAAUAAGUGUGUGACUGAGCAAAGAUCCAAAUAAGUAGAUAACUAAUAAUUCCAGAAACCAUGAAUAGAAACUUUGGUGAUCAAACUGAAAAGUUGAAUUAACACUUAGAAUCAUCCUUAAUUUUGUAUCUAAGCCUCAACUUAAUUCCCUUACAUGAAAGUUGUUGUUAAGGUCAUCUCCAGUGAUGGGCUUCCUACGCAUGUCUACAACAGGCCCACCAAUUCCCACACCUACCUAGAACAUUAUUUCCAAAAUUCCAUUAAUUUUCCCAAUUUUCUUUUUUUUCCCUGGUGAUGCCACUUUUCCAAACUGGUGUUGAAAUGUUCGGA
Molecule: messenger RNA, 2719 nt
Organism: Pristis pectinata (smalltooth sawfish)
Lineage: Eukaryota; Metazoa; Chordata; Chondrichthyes; Rhinopristiformes; Pristidae
Product: ankyrin repeat domain-containing protein 1-like
Exons: 9
Coding region: 34-1005 (323 amino acids)
Biological process (GO): regulation of transcription by RNA polymerase II
Cellular component (GO): nucleus
Molecular function (GO): RNA polymerase II-specific DNA-binding transcription factor binding
Source: RefSeq, a predicted model, not a curated record